AUGUCCAACGAAGGGCUCAAUGCCAUCCCAUCCAGGCUCACGAAGUUCGAAUUUCUCUACUGCCGAUCUAUCAAACAACGAUGCAUCACUAUUAGGACCCUGCAGGAGGAAAUAAAAGCUUCGCAAAUUCGGCCAUACUAUACGUGCCAAUAUCUCGCGGCUCCCGAUCCCAUACUCGCAUUUGAAGUGGAUAAAGAUCGCACCGAGCCAUAUAUGUCGAAAUUUAAGAUCAGAAACCUUAUGAAAAGCUCCAACGAUUCGAAUACUCGAUAUUGGGAAAUUGUCCGCUCUGAAGAGUUAAUGGGGAUAUUUGAAACGGCGGUAUCGUUCAAUUCCGAGCCGAGACAAGUCGUCACCACGACUUGGGAUCGCCGUGGGCCCCACUGCAUUCGAAGCAACGACCUCAGGCCGUCACGUCUCAGACGCGCAUACAACAGUAUGGUACGAAUUGCCAAUGAGUCAUACAGCUCAAAACCAAGUCCCGGCCACCGAACGCUCCAGAAAAAAGUACGAAACUAUAAAUCAUUUCCUGUUGCUGUCGUAAAAAAGGAAGGGCCUUCUGACAACGAUAUCAUCUUCCCUCUUUCGCGCUCCCCCUUGUCGAAACUGGAUGAUAUAUAUGGUUGGAGACACCCUGCUGAACUCGACUAUCUCGACACCGUUGAUUGGUCGAAAGCUGACAUCAUCAAAUUCCUCGUCACGCAUUGCUUCUCCGUUCCGGGUGGACCGCCCCACCGAGGCCGGUGGACUACCGUCACAUUGGGAGACGGAUCAACGACGGACAUCCCUACUCCAUACCGUAUCCCUCUCAUGUUCGCUGCCGACUUUCAAUGGACAUCUCUCCAGCUGGUUCUCUCUGUUGACGCAAAGUUUCAGAAGAAGGAAUGGGAUGAGUUGAAAGGAGGGAUACUUCAUGUUGCGCGGCUGUGCGAUGCCAUGCUGAGAGCAGCUCGGAGAGCCAUGGGUGUGGGAAUGAAGCAUACAUGGCGAUGCAAGACGUUCGACAGGGCGCUCGUGAGAUAUCAUCUGGGUUGGCUUCUUUCUGAUCCAGGGAAUGUUGAGGAGUUUUGGGAUUCGUACGGAAAAGAAGAGUAUGAGAAGGAUCCCGUUAAGCUUGACUGGAAGAGAUGGGUUUUGAAGGGGUAUAAAGGAUUUAAGCUCCACGAGGGGCAGAUAGAGGGCGGUAUCACGCUAUACCACUGGACGCGUGGUUUGAAGGAACAUCAGGGCGAUUGGGUAUGGGAUCCGGCCGAUGAGCUUCCAUCAUCUCACUCUGCCCUGAAGUAUCUUGAACUUUGGAACAAAACAGGGAUUUGGGGGAAAGACUUUGAAACAGCGGCAUCAACAGAUUUGAGCUCAUCAUCCCGCCUGCCAAUCUGUCCUUCGCUUCAAGGAACAGGAACAGCAGAUCUCCCUGCUCGAGAUGGAAGUUCAGAACUUGAAGCAGGGGACUUUGAAUAUUACAUUCCCAUCGUGUCCCUCUCCUCUCCGGAAAACAUUCGUACCUGCGCGAAAUUUCCCUGA
Guyanagaster necrorhizus is the source of this 1524-nucleotide messenger RNA. RefSeq lists its product as uncharacterized. Lineage: Eukaryota; Fungi; Basidiomycota; Agaricomycetes; Agaricales; Physalacriaceae. Bases 1 to 1524 code for a protein of 507 amino acids. The record is from RefSeq and is a predicted model, not a curated record. The transcript has 9 exons.